Molecule: messenger RNA, 864 nt
Organism: Plasmodium vinckei vinckei
Lineage: Eukaryota; Apicomplexa; Aconoidasida; Haemosporida; Plasmodiidae
Product: conserved Plasmodium protein, unknown function
Exons: 2
Coding region: 1-864 (287 amino acids)
Source: RefSeq, a predicted model, not a curated record
AUGAGCACAAGACGGAAGAAUGAAAAAGGGAAAAAUAAUGAAAGAGAUUUAAAAGAUAUAAAAAAUAAACUAGAAAAUUUAAAAAAUAAAACUCAAGUACCAGAUGGAAAAACAGAUAAUAAUAAAAAAAAUGUAGACCCAUUUGUUGAUUUAAAAAUACAUAUUUUAAAUGUUUUAGAUGAGACUAGAAAAUGUAUAAGAGAAAAAGAUGAUAUUCAAAAUGUUCAUGGAAAUAAUAUUGAAGUAAUAAAAAGAAGUAACAUAAUUUAUAAUAAUAUGAAAAAUUUAGAAACUUAUUUUAAUAAGUUAGAUGAAAUUUUAAAAAAACAAUUAAAACAAAGACUUACAUAUACUAGAGAUGAAUUGCUUGAUAAAAACCAAACAUUUGAGUUACUAAAAAAACAAUUUUAUGAAUGUAAAAAGCUAAGUAACUACAACCAGAUCAAAGAAGUAUGUAUGGUUAGCUUUUCAGAGUAUAAAAAUAAGACAAAAUUAGAAACCAAAGUAACAGAUAGUAACAUACAUGAUGAAGAUGACUUAAUUAUAAUAAACCAAUGGAAAGAAAGAGAUAAAAAUUUUAAUGAUGAGAUUUUAAAAAUAGGGGAUGCUAUUGAUAAAAUUGGGGCAAAUGUUGAUUUCAUAGCUGAAAAAGCUGAAGAACAAAAUGAUAUAAUUAUAAAUUUACAUGACCAAACUGAUAAAACUCAAGAUAAUGUAAAAGAAAUAAAUGUAGAAAUUAAAUUAGCAAUGAAAAAACAUUCACAUGCAACUUGGUGUUUAAGAAUUUCGUUAGCCAUUAUAUUUGUAUUUCUCGUCCUACUAACCAUAAAUAUUAUAUCAAAUAGGGUCAUCAAAAGAUUAUGA